Messenger RNA from Sinocyclocheilus rhinocerous, 4027 nucleotides. Its product is annotated as cytosolic carboxypeptidase 1-like. Bases 197 to 3568 code for a protein of 1123 amino acids. Gene Ontology annotation, biological process: protein side chain deglutamylation; proteolysis; C-terminal protein deglutamylation. The record is from RefSeq and is a predicted model, not a curated record. The transcript has 26 exons. Gene Ontology annotation, molecular function: zinc ion binding; metallocarboxypeptidase activity. Lineage: Eukaryota; Metazoa; Chordata; Actinopteri; Cypriniformes; Cyprinidae.
ACAGAUCACGGUUUGUGCGCCAGCGCUGUUACUGGACGCGCCCUCACUUCCGAGUGUGCUGGGCUUUAGAGUAAAUAAUAACACCGUCAGGGGCUUGUGUGUGUGUUGCCAAGAGAACGCGGUGAGCAGGUCAGAUGGCGCAGGUCUCGCGUGCUUUAAAGCAGUCAAUUUGACGACUUAUUGAAUGUGACAAGACAUGAAUAAACCCAAAAUGGCGGCAGAAAAGAGUGCUUCCCGGGUGCUGAUGUUGCUGAGUCAGCUGGAAAGACUGAACGAGGAGCCCAAAGUCUCUGAUAAUGAUGCCAUCCGGCAGACCACAGGCAAAAUCCUUCACCUCAUCCAGACUCAAGAGAAGACCCGUAAUGAGGUGGCGUCUAAAAGCUCUGGUGGGAUGGAGAUCAUUCUGUCGUCUCUGGAGAAUACGCAAGAUUUGCAGACCACUCUCAACAUCCUCGCUAUCUUGAAUGAACUGUUGACUGUGGGUGGAGGCCGCAGGACCGGGGUGUUUGUGUCUAAGGGAGGAACAGCCGUUCUGCUGCAGCUGCUGGUGAGCUCCAGCAAAGACCCUCCGGCCAAUGAGGAACUGAUGCUUCACAUUCACUCUCUACUGGGCAAAGUCGGCCUCAAAGACAGGAAGUUUGGUGUAAAAGCGCGUCUGAACGGGGCUCUGAAUGCGACUCUGAAUCUAGUGAAGCAUAAUCUGCAGAACUACAAGCUGUUGCUGCCGUGCCUUCAGGUGCUUCGGGUCUACUCAAGCAACUUGGUAAAUGCAGUGUCACUGGGAAAGAGUGGCGCUUUGGAGAUCAUGUUCGAAAUCAUCGGACCCUUCAGCAAAAAGAGCACCACUCUGCUGAAGGUGGCCUUGGACACACUGGCGUCAUUACUGAAGUCUGGAAUGAAUGCCCGUCGGGCAGUGGACACAGGAUAUCUUCCCACGCUACUCGCAAUCUACCAAGAUUGGCACCGCAAUGACACACGCCACCGCCAUGUGGUCAUCCGCAAGAGCAUUCUGGGAUGCAUCAAAAACCUCACUAACAUUAAGCUUGGCAGGAAGGCCUUCAUAGACGCCAAUGGGAUGAGGAUCCUUUAUAACACAUCCACUGAGUGCCUGUCUGUCCGGACACUGGAUCCUCUGGUCAAUACCUCCAGCCUAAUUAUGAGGAAGUGCUUUCCAAAGAACCGCCUACCACUGCCUACUAUUAAAAGUGUCUUUCACCACCCUCUACCACACAUACCAGCCGGUGGACCGGUGGCGCAGCUGUACAACCAGCCGCCUGGAGUGGAUGAUGUAAAUGAUGACAUAGAGACAGAUAUCAACAAACUGCGGCCCAUACAGAUGAAUACGCGUCCGUUCGAUGAGCUCAGAGCCUACGAGUAUUUCUGUCGGGAAUUCAGAGAGAAUUUUGAGGAUGAUGACUUUGAAAACCCCAGAUCUGUCAUCCCUCCAUCAAGUGUUAACACCGAGCUUCAUCGUCCCAUCAUCAUUCCCACCACGCCGAGCUCCUUGGGGCCUCAGAACAGACGUCCACUACGAGAGGACCUUCUGACGCCCAAGUCAAAUGAAUCCCCUCUGGAGCUGGACAGCAUUUCCAUCUCAAAAAGGCCAGAGGGCACAGCGGACCCCGAUCUGGUCUGUAGUUUGGGCAGCCUGGUUCUAGAUGCUGGCGUGAAUGGAGGCUCUGCGGAUGGGCCUCAGGACGAGGGCGGGGAACAAGCGGUGCUGGAAGUGCCAGACACCGCAGCACUGCUGCCGCUGCACGACCCUGACCUUUACUUGGAGAUUGUGAAGAGCACCCGCUCAGUGCCCGCCUACACAGAGGUGGCUUAUCCAGAUUACUUUGGGCAUGUGGCACUCAAUCUCCGCGAGCCCAUUCUAGAGAGGGUUUAUGGUGUGCAGAGAACGAAGAUUUUCCAGGAUAUUGAGAGGCUCAUUCACCCCAGUGACAUCCUCGAUAAAGUCGUAUAUGACUUAGACAAUCAGAGUUGUCCAGUAAUUGACAACGGGGAGUCUCUCAAGUUCAACUCUAAGUUUGAGUCUGGAAACCUACGGAAAGCAAUACAAGUCAGAAAGUUUGAGUAUGACUUGAUCUUGAACUCGGAUAUCAAUAGUAAUCACUACCACCAGUGGUUCUAUUUCGAGGUGGGCAAUAUGCGUCCUGGAGUUCGUUAUCGAUUCAACAUAAUCAACUGUGAGAAGUCCAACAGCCAAUUCAAUUAUGGCAUGCAAGUGCUCAUGUACUCAGUACAGGACGCCAUCAACGGCAGCCCCCAUUGGGUUAGAACUGGAUCAGACAUCUGUUACUACAAGAAUAAUUUCUCACGAAGCUCCAUUGCAGCUGGCGGUCAAAAGGGCAAAUCCUACUUCACCUUGACCUUCACUGUGACCUUUCAGCAUAAAGAUGAUGUUUGCUACUUUGCCUACCAUUACCCAUACACCUACUCAAUGCUGAAGAUGCAUCUGCAGAAGCUGAGUGCUUUGCGCACAGCUCAGAUCUACUACAGACAGGAUGAUCUGUGUGAAACUCUGGGAGGAAACAGCUGUCCCCUGCUCACCAUCACAGCCAUGCCAGGAUCAUCCAGCAAUGAUCACAUCAGCCAGUUCAGAAGCCGUCCAGUGGUGUUUCUGUCUGCGCGAGUACAUCCUGGAGAGACUAACUCUAGCUGGGUGAUGAAGGGCACUCUAGAGUAUCUCAUGAGUUGCAGUCCCCAAGCCCAACGUCUACGAGAGAGCUACAUCUUCAAAAUCAUCCCCAUACUCAACCCUGAUGGUGUCAUUAAUGGAAAUCAUCGUUGUUCUCUGAGUGGGGAGGAUCUGAACAGACAGUGGCAGAACCCCAAUGCCGAGCUGCACCCCACCAUCUACCACGCCAAGAGUCUCCUGCAGUACCUCAGAGCUACAGGAAGAACUCCACUGGUGUUCUGCGACUAUCACGGCCAUUCACGGAAGAAGAACGUUUUCAUGUACGGCUGUAGUAUUAAGGAGACGGUGUGGCAGACCAAUGUCAACACCAGCACCUGUGAACUACACGAGGACCUUGGAUACAGGACUCUGCCUAAGCUGCUGUCUCAGAUGGCUCCAGCGUUCAGUCUGUCCAGCUGCAGUUUUGUAGUCGAACGCUCUAAAGAGACCACGGCGCGAGUGGUGGUGUGGAGAGAGAUCGGAGUGCAGCGCAGCUACACCAUGGAGAGCACGCUGUGCGGCUGCGACCAGGGCAAAUACAAGGGGCUCCAGAUCGGUACAAGUGAACUGGAAGAAAUGGGUGCUCAGUUUUGUUUGGCUCUGCUCAGGCUAAGACGCUUCACGUCCCCCUUAGAGCUCCACAACCACAACUCCCAUCUGCUGGACACGGAGAACGACCUGAUAGACACCCGCAGCAUCCCCAACAUCACCAGUCCCACCACAUACGUGUUGGAAGAGGAUGAGCCAGCGUUCCUGGAGGAAGUCGACUACAGCGCAGAAAGCAAUGACGAGAAUGAUCCCGAUCUUGAACCCGAUCUCCAGGAUAACCAUGCCCUCCCGGACCCCAAUUCUGACUCAGAGUUCAGCCGCCAAGACUCACUUAACUGAAAUAGAACCAGACUCACUUUAGUGUAAGGCUUUAGCUGAUCUCACCAGUCAUUUGCCUGUGUACUACAUCACUCGUGUUUGCUUAAUUGCCUACUUUAUAGAAACUCGUUUGUUCACAAAGUUGACCUAAAUCAGAAUAACCUAACUUCAAAAUUGUCUUUCUAACAAACAUAACAUAAUAAUGCAGAAGAUCCUUUUGAGACCAUAAUGCUUAUAGAUGCUUUACAAGUUACAGCAUUAUUAGUAAUGUUAGAAAUCAAUCUAGAACACGUCAUUAUUAAAAUGGAGGUAAAGUUUUGUCGUUUACUUAUCCUCAAGUUCCAAACCUGUUUAACUUUCAAAAUUCUGUGGAACACAAAAGUAGAUGUUAUGAAGAAUGUUCACACUUCUCUGUGUUUCGUACAAUGAAAAUGUAGUUUUAAAGGGAUAGUUCACCCAAAAGUGAAAAUUUGCUGUUUU